AUUAAAUCUUUGCUAUACAGUCCUUUGGUACGAGCUAGGAAAGGCUUAUGCAUUCUCUACAGUUCAUUACUCUGUCCGUUCUGUGCUCAAUGCCAACUGACAACUGACCAUUAUAGACAGACAGAAGGUGACUGGUGACAAACAGAUGACAGAAGUUCCUUUUUGCCGUUUAUUUUUUCGGGAGUAAACACGUUCAUCACAUCCUGAAAAUAUCGGCAUAAUCCAUCCACAAUGGCCAUUCGACCAGUUUAUAGGCCGACUAUAGUCAAAAAAAGGACAAAGAAAUUCAUCAGGCACCAAUCUGAUCGAUAUUCCAAGCUAAAGCGCAACUGGCGUAAACCCAAGGGUAUUGACAACAGGGUAAGAAGGCGCUUCAAGGGACAGUUUCUUAUGCCAAACAUUGGUUAUGGUUCUAAUGCAAAGACUCGUCAUAUGCUCCCCACAGGAUUCAGAAAAGUCCUGGUACACAAUGUCAGAGUAAGUCGCUACCCCCUAUUACUUACUAAACAAUAUACAACAAAAAUUGUAUUCAUGUUCUACUGAGAAUUGACCCAGAAUGAUUCAAACACAUAAUCAGAAUGGUUCUGGAGACAGUUCUUUUUUGGACUGGUGUAAGGCAAAGAUUUAUUGAUAUAAUUUUUUACGGAAAAAGUAGCCAGAUAAAUAGACUCUUACGGGCACAGAAAUGAGCAUUGAGAUGCAUGUAAAAAAUUCCGUGUAGAGAAAUAUUUAGAGGGAAUAAAAUACUCACCAUAGUGGCAAUAUAUAUUCAGGAAAUAUUGAUUUUUACAUUUAAAAAUAUUGUACCCAAUUCAUCAUCUAACUAUUACUGAAAAAAACGUACAUUACAGUUGUGCAAAGCUUUACAAUAAGUUACCCCAGGAAGUUAAAAAGUUGUCGAAUAUAAAAGAGUUCAAGAAAUGUAUUCACAAGUUACUAAUGAAUCUAGAGCCAUAUGGGCUCGAUGAAUAUCUAGAAAUGUGAUACAAACAUUGUGUAAUGUUUAAACACUAUUUUAUUUCUUACAUUUGUUUACUAUUAUGGCAUUAUGUGAUGUAUAUUUCACCUGAUAGCCGACAUUAUGUUGUAGUUGUGCACUGUUAUUAUGAAAUAAAUAUUAUUUAUUGUUAUUAAAGCGAGGCUAUAUAGGUACGACAGACGAUGAUGAGCAAUUUGAGGUUAGAAAAAAUAUGAUUGAAUGCAGAUAUUUCUCUUUGCUUAGUAAACUAAAUUGUAUAAUAUUCCGCAUAGGGCUCUAAAAGUUGAAACUAUGUGACAAUUUACAGGUUUUGAGAAUAACUUCUGGUAAAUAUACCCCAUUUCACAAGUAUCUGCCUCGGUAGAAUGUCAGAUGAUUAUCUAGUAAUAUCUCAAAAUUCCCCAUAUUGGCACAGGACACAUAAUUCUGACAGAUCCGUGCACAUCAGGUAGUCAUGUGGUAUUUUGUUUUGGUUUUUGUACACUACUGAUUCAUUUUGUAAUUGCUAAAAGCUGUUAUUUAGAAUAAGCUUAUUUGCAUAAAAAAAACAAAAUGCCACAAACAAGUUUUAAUAGAUUUAUACCUGAUCCAUUAUUGCCAAUGUUGCAGACUAACACAAAAAUCUCACUUACACAUCAGCUGUUCACCUCAGUAGACAUCAAAGUGUGAUGGAUACUCGUGAAAUAGGGUAUAAGUGGUAUGUUGAAGAGCACCUGUAAAAACUGCUUUAUAAUAUGAUGGAAAUGAAAGUUAUUUUUAAAACCCUGAGUGUCAUUCCUUAGCUGUUUAGUACCCUACAUAGAAUAUUACACAGUUUAGUAACAACAGACAAAUGUAUGCUUGCAACUCAAAUUGCUCAUUUGCCUAAUCAGCAUCAUCAGCCAUAUCUAUACACAACAAAAUGAAAAAAAUUAAGCAAAAGUGUUGAGGUUAUACUGUUCCAGGAAUUCAAAAACUCUUGUUUACCAUAUUAUGUGAAAUCAUGAAAAAAAAAUGCAUGACUGUGGUAAAAAUCUAGUAAUCAUUGGAUAUCAAUUAUUAAAAUCAAUUUCAUCAUUUGAAAAAUCAUUCACUGUUCCAAGAGAUGUAAUUAUAAUAUUUACUUGUUUUAGGAACUUAACAUGAUGUUUUUGGUAAUUUGCGACUGAAGCAAAAUAUGUUGACAACAUUUUCUGAUAACAUUAUAACCACAUCUUCAUGCCCUAAAAGCAUAUACACAUUUACUGUAAUAUUUUUUUUUUCUAUUUCCUUCAAGGAAUUGGAAGUUUUGCUGAUGCAGAACAGAAAAUACUGUGCAGAAAUAGCACAUGGUGUGUCUUCAAAGAAGCGGAAGGAUAUUGUGGAGCGUGCUCAGCAAUUGAGCAUUAGAGUGACUAAUGGACAUGCUAGGUUACGUAGCCAAGAAAAUGAAUAAGUAUGAGUUUGUUUAAUAAAAAAAUGCAAAAAAAA
This is a messenger RNA of Acanthoscelides obtectus, 2428 nucleotides long. The record is from the annotation of a GenBank genome assembly. NCBI's taxonomy places the organism in Eukaryota, Metazoa, Arthropoda, Insecta, Coleoptera, Chrysomelidae.